Molecule: messenger RNA, 1918 nt
Organism: Periconia digitata
Lineage: Eukaryota; Fungi; Ascomycota; Dothideomycetes; Pleosporales; Periconiaceae
Source: the annotation of a GenBank genome assembly
GUACCCAAACGCCCACGAUACCUUGCGUGCGCUUUGUCUUCUGUAGUAAUCACCGUACCUGCUGCCGCCGCCGCAGCUGAUUCUCCCGACCUCAGAUCAAGCAAGCCGACUUGCAUCCACUCCGUAGCCUGCCUCCACUCGCCUUCACUGUGCCCGCCCGCCCGCACGCUCCACCACCGCUGCCACCGCUGCCACCGCCAUCCACCAUCGUCAUACUGUACCGCCGCCGUCCACCUCACCGUCCACUGCUCACCGUCCCCCCGUUCCAGCCCAUCAUCCCGCCUCACCGUCGGCGGCGCUCUUCCGCAGUCCAAACUUCCAUCCCGCCUCUAUUGCCUGCUUGCUGCUGCUUCGCUCGUUUGCUUGCUGCACACCCAGACUCGCUCUCCAGUGACACUGCCGACUCGCAAGACGUUUUCGUCGGAUCCACAUUCAUCCCACAUCCCACAAUCCCGCCGCCGGAAUCAUGGUAGAAGCAGAGGGCAACCCCACGACGUGGAAAUUCACCCAAUGUUUCGGAGACAAAGGCGAUGUCGAAGAUAUAACAGAAGCCGACAUCAUAUCCACUGUUGAGUUUGAUCAAACGGGUAAUUAUCUAGCCACUGGCGACAAGGGUGGUCGUGUGGUUCUUUUUGAGAGGAACGAAACUAAAAAGACAUGCGAAUACAAGUUUCACACAGAGUUUCAGUCACACGAGCCUGAAUUCGAUUACUUGAAGUCCCUCGAGAUCGAAGAAAAGAUCAACAAGAUCAAGUGGUGCCGAAGACAGAAUGCCUCACACUAUCUGCUCUCGACGAAUGACAAGACGAUAAAGUUAUGGAAGGUGUUCGAGAAGUCGUUGAAGGUUGUGGCAGAGAACAAUCUUUCACAUGAGUUGACGCCUGGGGGUGGUGUAGCUGGUGCAGGCGGGCCUGUGAGGAACCCUAACGCACAUUUCCGUACCGCCUCCGACCUGAAACUACCACGCCUGACACACCACGACACAGUCGUUGCCGCUGUACCUCGAAAGACUUACGCGAAUGCACAUGCAUACCACAUCAAUAGCAUAUCGGUCAACAGUGAUGGGGAGACCUUCAUCAGUAGUGAUGAUCUACGAAUCAAUCUCUGGAACCUAAACAUCCAAGACCAAAGUUUCAACAUUGUCGACAUCAAACCAGCAAACAUGGAGGAACUCACUGAAGUCAUCACUGCAGCCGAAUUUCACCCCCAGAGCUGCAACUGGUUCAUGUAUGCGAGCUCAAAAGGCACCAUCAAACUAGCAGAUAUGCGAGAAAGUGCAUUGUGCGAUCAGCAUGCCAAACAAUUUGAACAAGAGGAAGACCCCUCAUCCCGCUCAUUCUUCUCCGAGAUCAUCUCCUCCAUAUCAGACGUUCGGUUUUCACACGAUGGACGUUACAUCCUUUCACGCGACUAUCUGACAGUGAAAAUUUGGGAUGUCAACAUGGAACGGACGCCGAUCAAGACCAUCCCAAUACACGAGCAUUUGCGACCUCGACUAUGCGACACCUAUGAGAACGACAGCAUAUUUGAUAAAUUCGAGGUGGUCUUCUCCGGCGACGCUAAGAACGUCAUGACUGGAAGUUACAACAAUAACUUCAUGAUUUACCCAUCUGACCCAGAAAAAGACACGGAAGUCGUCUUGCAAGCGGACAAAUCGGCUUUCAAAGCGAAGAAGGUCGGCAUUCCUACGCCGAUGAACUCGUCGACGAGUCCAACCAGCGCCUCGGGCAAAAAAGGGGGGUCAAGAGCUAGCAGCCCCGCCGCCAGCGCUGUAGGACAAGGCCAGCGUAUGAGGAAGGAAACAGAUGCCGAUCAGAUCGAUUUCAACAAGAAGAUCUUGCACAUGAGCUGGCAUCCAUUCGAGGACAGCAUUGCGAUUGCUGCCACCAACAACCUCUUCGUUUUCUCUGCCUUGUAG